This is a messenger RNA of Laetiporus sulphureus 93-53, 2618 nucleotides long. RefSeq lists its product as uncharacterized. Gene Ontology annotation, cellular component: peroxisomal membrane. Gene Ontology annotation, molecular function: long-chain fatty acid transmembrane transporter activity; ABC-type transporter activity; ATP hydrolysis activity. The transcript has 11 exons. The record is from RefSeq and is a predicted model, not a curated record. Gene Ontology annotation, biological process: very long-chain fatty acid catabolic process; peroxisome organization; long-chain fatty acid import into peroxisome. The coding region runs from base 230 to 2497 and encodes 755 amino acids. Lineage: Eukaryota; Fungi; Basidiomycota; Agaricomycetes; Polyporales; Laetiporaceae.
GCGCCAAGAAUCACAUGCCCGGAGGGGAUGUCUCCCCACUGGUCAGGGCCCCAACCUCGCACUUGGACUUGUUCGAACGCCUCUCGCACCUCACAUUUCUCGCGGAAUCCUGUUGAUUUGUGCAUCGAGCGAGUGAAAACGCGAUCCAGGAUUCUAGACACGCGAGAUAGCAGCAAUUAUCGAGAAAGUGCUUUCCAGCGAUGCGAUGAAACGUGUCUGUUGAUUUCCAAUGUCGAGAUUUCCGGUACAAUGGAGGUCGGGUGCAUCUCAUGCCUCCCAUCGGUCGCUUCUCCUGCUGUUUGUCUCGUUGCUGUUGCUUCGCUCUCGCCUGAUUACAGGACCAAAAGAUUUUGUCAAGAAACUGAAGGCUGUCACGGCAAAGCGGCCAAUUACCCCAGAAGAGCUUGCACGAGCUCUCCAACAGGUCUACAUCAGUGAAGCUAAUGGCAGCGAGACACUGCUUGUACCUAAUGACGAGGGAAUAACGAAGGUUCUCAUCCGCCAUACUCCCCCUUCCGUCUUCGCUGCGAAUGCCAAACACUUCCCUCCCGUACCCACGUCUCACAAACCCAACCUUGACAAGGCGUUCCUUAAGCAGCUCCUUGCAAUCAUGCGCAUCGCGUUCCCCACCUGGCAUUCACGUGAGGCUGCGAUACUCCUUGCGCACAACUUCUUCCUCGUCUUCCGUACUGUGCUCAGCAUAGCUGUUGCACGACUCGAUGGGCGCAUCGUGCGGGAUUUGGUCAGCGCGGACGGGAUAGGCUUUUCGAAGGGCUUGGGUUUGUGGUUCGCUCUCGCCAUCCCGAGUACUUACACGAACACUAUGAUCCGUCACUUGCAAGCAAAGCUUUCCCUCAGGCUACGAACGCGCUUAUCGCGGUACACCGACGACUUGUACCUGUCCUCCUUCCCCGACCUGAGGUACUAUCGGGUUGCACAGGAGGGUGGCCUCGAAGAUGUCGAUCAAUACAUCACUUCCGACAUUGCUGCCUUCUGCGAUUCGCUUUCUGGCAUCUAUGGGAACGUGCUCAAGCCAUCCUUGGACUUGCUGCUAUUCACCUCGCAGUUGUCGCGCACCCUUGGCGUACGAGGCACGAUCCUGCUCGGCCUCAAUUACUACGUGACUGCGGCCAUCCUCCGAGCGGCGACGCCGGCGUUUGGGCGCCUGGCAGCUGUAGAGGCUCAGCUAGAGGGCGAGUAUCGUGCGGGGAUGGGUAGAAUUGAUCGUGAGAGCGAGGAGAUCGCUUUCUAUGGAGGGGGACAGCGAGAGAGAAGCAUCCUGUGGCGCGCAUAUUCUCGGCUGAUCAAGCACAUUAAUUCGAUAUACAAGAUCCGGAUAGCAUAUGAGUGGACAGAAGACUUCGUGAUCAAAUACCUAUGGAGCGCGGCGGGAUACUGUUUGAUUUCCGUCCCGGUCUUCCUCACGAGACGCAAGAACGCCGCUGUCCAGACAGGCGGAUUGCAUAACCUCAGCAGGGUCAAUGACGAGGUGGCGAACCGUACUGAAACCUACAUCUCCUCUCGUCGGUUGCUCCUCUCACUUGCCGAUGCGGGUGGACGGAUCAUGUAUGCAUACAAAGACCUGCUCGAGCUCGCGGGCCUCACCACCCGACUGUAUACCCUUCUCUCCACCUUGCACAAUCUCCCUCCUCUCCCGCCCAACACGGAUUCAGCGCACGAGGACUGGAUCGAGCUCAAGCACGUGGACGUCGGUGUUCCCCAAGGCAAGGCAUCCGACUCCAGCGCGUCUGCGCCCUCGUCGUGGAUACUGGUCAAAGACUUGUCACUCGCCUUGCGCAAGGGCGAGCAUCUAAUGAUCACGGGAAGCAACGGCGUGGGCAAGACGGCUGUCGCUAGGGUGCUGGCGGGGCUGUGGGCCGCGCAGGGCGGGGGAGAGGUGCGCAUACCGCCAGGGAGGAAGGGCGUGUUUGUCGUGCCGCAGCGGUCGUAUAUGGUCACAGGGUCCCUGCUUGACCAAAUCAUCUAUCCUCACUCGUACCCGGAGUUCUUGGAAUCGGGAAAGACGGAGGAAGACCUUUUGAAGAUUUUGACUGCGGCGAAUUUGGCGUACCUUCCGGCACGCGAGGGAGGCUGGUUUACAAGGAAGGAGUGGAGAGACGUGUUGAGUGGCGGUGAGAAACAGAGAAUGGGGCUGGCACGAGUGUUCUACCAUAGACCGAAGUUUGCUGUUCUAGAUGAAUGCACAAGCGCUGUAUCUAGUGACGUUGAGGGUAGGAUGUACGAGCACGCGAAAUCACUCGGAAUCACUCUCAUUACGAUAUCUCUCCGACCGUCGCUCAUGCGUUAUCACACACAACUGCUCACGUUGGAGGGCGAUGGCACCGGAAAGUGGACGCUGUCGCGCAUGGGCACCGCGGAAGAGCGGGUGGGUAUAGAUCGUGAGAUCUCGACGCUGGAGGGCAAGCUCGCAGAUGUGGAGCAGUGGGAGGCGAGGGUAAAGAAGCUGAAUCAAAUGCUGUCUGUACAAGAGCAGUGAAGGCGACUAUUUCGUGCAGUGCCUUGCGAGUUAUCGUGGAUUACCAACUUACUAUUUGAUGUGUUUUCGACUGUAGAAUACCUGCAAUUUAAAUUUUUCGAAUAUCUGAUGACUUGAGGAC